Molecule: messenger RNA, 1505 nt
Organism: Oryza brachyantha (malo sina)
Lineage: Eukaryota; Viridiplantae; Streptophyta; Magnoliopsida; Poales; Poaceae
Product: putative esterase YitV
Exons: 13
Coding region: 54-1361 (435 amino acids)
Biological process (GO): proteolysis
Molecular function (GO): serine-type peptidase activity
Source: RefSeq, a predicted model, not a curated record
UGUGAGCCGCGGCGCGGCGCACUCGAAGCCCGCGCGCAGAGGAUCAUCGGUCGAUGCCGCUGAGGAGGGCGGCCAUGGCGGUGGCGCUUGCCCUCGCGAUGACCGCCACCGCCACGUGGUCCCCGCCGCGCCCCGCGGUCGCGGCUCACGUGGCCGUCGCGGUGAGGAAGCCGCCGCGGGGUCAGCGGGCGUCGAGCGGAAGCGAACGCGGCUACAGCGAGUCCACCUCCACCUCCACCUCCAGCGACACCGCCCGCGGCUCCCACUACCACGCCACGGCCGCAGCCGCCGGCGGAGGGAGCAGAAUGGAGGCCUCCGGUCUCCGGGCGAGCUUCCGCGAGGUCCUUCUCAGCCGCCGCCGUAAUCUCCAAGUGCCUCUCACGGUGGAGCGCGGGAGCCCGGUGAAGGACCCUCUGUACCAGGGGGGGACGGCGACGGGGCGGAGCGAGGCCAUGGAAUCAUGCCCGAGGAAGGAGGUGGGGAACUUGAAGGAGAAGCUGGUUGAAGAAAACUUCUACCUGAUCACUGAGUUAGGUGAACAAGGGCGUGUACCUGUGCUUCUUCUGAAACUUAACGACACAGCCCCUAAAAGAAAACCAGUUAUUGUAUUCCUACACAGCUCAUACAAAUGCAAAGAAUGGCUGUGUCCACUGCUUGAGGCAUAUGCCUCCAGAGGCUACAUUUCUGUUGCCAUUGAUUCUCGUUAUCAUGGUGAAAGGGCUAGCAAUAAUACCACUUACAUAGAUGCACUAAAAUCAGCUUGGAGGAAUGGGGAUACAAUGCCUUUUAUUUUUGACACGGUGUGGGACUUGAUAAAGCUUGCAGAUCAUCUCAGUGAACGGGAGGAUGUUGAUCCCUGUAGGAUUGGAAUUACUGGUGAAUCACUUGGAGGAAUGCACGCAUGGUUUUCUGCUUUUGUGGAUACACGGUACAGUGUUAUUGUUCCUAUAAUUGGCAUUCAGGGAUUUCGAUGGGCCAUAGAUAAUAACAAAUGGCAAGCUAGAGUCGAUAGCAUCAAGCCUCUAUUUGAAGAGGCAAGAAUUGAUCUAGGGAAGAGUGAAAUAGAUACAGAAGUUGUACAAAAGGUGUGGGACAAAAUAGCACCUGGUCUGGACUCACAAUUUGAUGCGCCCUUUUCAGUCCCUAUGAUUGUGCCACGUCCAUUGCUCCUCCUCAAUGGUGCUGAAGACCCUCGGUGCCCAGAACCUGGUUUGCAGGAGCCUGUUUCCAGAGCUGCUAAGGCUUAUGAAGAAGUUGGUUCUGCAGAUAAAUUCACGUUCAUUGCAGAGCCAGGAAUUGGCCACCAAAUGACAGCAAACAUGGUGAAGGAAGCCAGCGAUUGGUUUGAUCGGUUCCUUUAGAGAGUUCUGUAUAUGUUCCGAAUACCAGCUAGCUAAUAAUACAAUACAUCGUGAGGGAAGGGCACAUACUCUACAAUAAGUUGUCUCCUUUUAUAACUGCUUCUAUUGAAUAUAUGGCUGGAAUUUGGCCCAAAAUCAUGACCA